Messenger RNA from Peromyscus maniculatus bairdii (prairie deer mouse), 7391 nucleotides. The record is from RefSeq and is a predicted model, not a curated record. Lineage: Eukaryota; Metazoa; Chordata; Mammalia; Rodentia; Cricetidae.
GAGCGCGCCUCUGCCUUCUUUACCAGCCCAGGCUUUUCCCGUCCCUGCACAGUGCCCGUGCGCUUGCCCGCGUUUCAUCGCCCGGUCGCAGAGGGUCGCUGCCGCUGCGGAGUGGGCGUUCGGUUUUCGGGCCGUCAUGGCUGGCUACGAAUACGUGAGCCCGGAGCAGCUGGCCGGCUUUGACAAGUAACAGUACAGUGCUCUGGAUACCAACCCGCUCUCUCUGUAUGUCAUGCAUCCAUUUUGGAACGCUAUAGUGAAGGUAUUUCCUACUUGGCUGGCUCCCAACCUUAUAACCUUCUCUGGCUUUCUGCUGGUUGUAUUCAAUUUCCUACUUCUGACAUACUUCGAUCCUGACUUUUAUGCUUCAGCACCAGGUCACAAGCAUGUACCUGACUGGGUUUGGAUUGUCGUGGGCAUCCUCAACUUUGUAGCCUACACUCUAGAUGGAGUGGACGGAAAACAAGCACGCAGAACCAAUUCCAGCACCCCUUUAGGGGAGCUUUUUGACCAUGGCCUGGACAGUUGGUCAUGUGUUUACUUUGUUGUGACCGUGUACUCCAUCUUCGGACGCGGACCGACUGGCGUCAGUGUUUUUGUCCUUUACCUCCUGCUCUGGGUAGUUCUGUUUUCUUUCAUCCUGUCUCACUGGGAAAAGUAUAACACAGGCAUUCUUUUCCUGCCCUGGGGCUAUGACAUUAGCCAAGUGACUAUUUCUUUUGUCUACAUAGUGACUGCUGUGGUGGGAGUUGAGGCCUGGUAUGAACCUUUCCUGUUUAAUUUCUUAUAUAGAGACCUAUUCACUGCAAUGAUUAUUGGCUGUGCAUUAUGUGUGACACUUCCAAUGAGUUUAUUAAACUUUUUUAGAAGUUACAGAAGCAACACCCUGAAGCACAGCUCCGUUUAUGAAGCCAUGGUCCCUCUCUUCUCUCCGUGUUUGCUCUUCAUUUUGUCUACAGUGUGGAUCCUCCGCUCUCCUUCAGAUAUUUUAGAGAUCCACCCUAGAAUAUUCUACUUCAUGGUUGGAACAGCUUUUGCCAAUAUCACAUGUAAGCUAAUCGUUUGCCAAAUGAGCAGCACACGGUGCCCGACUUUGAACUGGUUGCUGCUUCCUCUCUUCCUGGUGGUGACCACAGUGAGCGUGGGGGCGGCAGCCUCCCACCUGGAGAGUCUUCUCCUUCACGGGCUCACGGCAGCCUUCACUCUGGCUCACAUCCACUACGGAGUUCAAGUGGUGAAGCAGCUGAGCAGCCAUUUUCAAAUUUACCCGUUUUCACUGAGGAAACCAAACUCAGACUGACUAGGAAUGGAAGAAAAGAACGUCGGCCUGUAAUCUUCAGGAAGUCCUGUAAAUAGACGCUUGUAAAUAUCUCCUCCAUCACCAUCGGACUAAACUGGUCUACUUGACCGAUGUGGGAUCGCAGUGUGUGGCAGGCAUGUGGAAAGCAGGAAUGAACGUGAUCUGAGCUGUGGAAUUUUGGAUUUUCUAACUUCCAACUUUAUUUUUUUAUAAAACCAUGAAACAUUUUGGUUAAGCACAGUGUACAUUAAACCAACUAAAUGUUCCUAGCUUCAUGAGUCCAUAAUGUUUUGACUCAUACAGAGUUCAGGAUGCUUCACUUUUAUGUCUGAGUCCAUAAUGUCUCAACUCAUACAGAGUUCAGGAUGCUUUACUUUUAUGUCUGAAGCCCCCAGAUUGAUUCAGGAACACUAAUAAUGUUCAGAUAGCCACAGCAUGUCUUAAUAUUUGAUGCUUUAUAGAAGGUCUUUAGCUGCGGAAAUGGUAUGCAGCCCAAAUCUAAUGUAGAGAAGCGUCAAAAAAAAGUCUCUUUGGCCAGAGAUACCAGUGACUGAACAACAGUGCUUAGUUGCCAAAUCAUGGUGGUUCUCCCAGGAAACUUCGAGAGGAUGUCUGGGGUCCUGGCCCUUACUGUGGCUAAAUGCCAAUAAAUGGUUUCAUUUUCUUUUAGAGAGAAGUGUUCUGUUGUUACUCAGUAGAGGAGGGACUGUAAGUACAGCUCACCGCUGUGGCACGGUUCAUUGUUUACCUGUGGUACUUCCUCCUGUCAGGAUUGGGUGGGUGCCUGUGAGCUCUGAUGCUAAAGGUUGUGGGUGACAGUCCCAUUCUCACGAGGCUGCAGACACAGUACCUUGUGAGAGAAAAGUUAAACUGGAGUUAGGAAUCUCAGAACUUCCUGGUGACCAGAUCCGACCCUGGCACUGCCUGUCCACCUGUCUUGGCUUGCUUUCAUUUUUCUCUCCUGGGGGUGAGGUGCUGUGGUUCUUAAUCUCACACCAGUACGGCAGAGAGACUCUCUCCCCCCUAACUCUCCCACCUCCCUAUUUGAAGAAAACUUUUGAUAUAUAUACCUUACUGAGUAUUUCCCCCCUUAAUACGACUCAGUAAUUUUUGAGGUUUACUGACAAUACAAAGACUCCUUCAGCAGUACUGUUAUCUCUUAAAUCUCACCUUUUUAUGACUGGAUGUUUUCUUUCUUUGGGCUUUGUCUUGAUUUAGUUUGGUGGUGAAAUUUCUUGCUGAUUUUAGUUUCCACUGAAUGAGGUUUGUGCUUAAAUGAAGAGUGUGUCUUAAACCCCUUUUUUUUUUGGGUAGGUUGCACUUGGAUAAGAUAGGCACCACUGUGUUGAUAUGUAAUUAAAUUUGUAACUGUUAUCACCUAUGAACGUGACCAUCUUUAAAUAUUGUAGCUCAUUUCUUUGUUGAGUUUCUGUCUGCUGCUUUGUAAAAAGUGAUUGGUUGAUACUCCGCCUGAACGGUUUUAAAUCCUAAUCAUGGUUGUGUAGGCUGUUGAAAGUGAUCCAGGAGCUAGCCCACAGUUCUGUACUCAGUGUUGAUUGUUUGUAAGGCUUAGGUGUGUUUGGGGACUUUCUCUGAGACACAAAUAUGAAAGCAGAAACUGAUGGAAAGUGGGUAGUGGUUCUGUGUUCGUUAAUAAAUUGCCAUCAUGGAGGUCAGAACACAAGCCAGUUACAUGAAGAUCACUGUCCUUGUGUACUCAAGCUCUGUAGAACUGAAUUGGGCAACUCAGAGUCGGGAAAGAGCUUUGUGAUAAGGUUUUUGGCUGAUGAUUUCACUCUUUUCUUAGCCUUGUACACAAGAAUAAUCAUUUGUACAAAAGAAAAUAACAUAACUAUUUAUAAAAUAAUGAAUUUGGACCACAGGCUUUCUUCACCUUAUGCAGUAUACUGAAGAUCAUGUCCUAUAAUUUGAGCCCCUCCCCCCCUUUUUUUUUCUUUCAAAUGUAUCUAUCCUCUUUUUAUUACAUCAAGUGGAUUUGAAAAUAUGUUUUGUGCCUUUUGUUUUGUGUUUAACGUGUCUCGGUGAUGGUAAAGAAUUCUAGUUUAGGUAAUUUUGUUGACACUCUUGAGUGGAAGAGAAGGCUACUAACAGGAUGGCGGAACCGGGCAGUCAGUGUUUCAGAAUCCUGUGGACUUGGGACUCCUUCCUAGCCUGCUCACGUCCUCUGUCCUGAUGGUGCAUCUUAAAAGACCCGUUUGUUGUAGCGGUACAGGAGGGGAUGAGGGACUUGGUUCUCACGCUUCUGUGCGUCUCUGUCACGCCCCUUCCUCUACACUUCCCAGAUGUAAGAGGUACGGAAAGCUUAUGUACACUAUUUGGGUGAGUUGACCCCACAGCUUUUCCCAGUGUCUUGGGGAGAGGCCUUGCGGUCAGGAGCACGCCUUCAUGCUCUCUGUGCAUGGGAAUAGAGUGCCUUAGCCAGUCUAGGGGUUUGCAUUGUUACUCUGCUGGACGCAUACCAGACAUCUUCAGAGCCUUCUCUUCGGGUCAUGGUAUGAAAAGGCCCUUUCAGGCUUGCCAGAAAAUAAUCUCCCUGUAUCGGAGAGGGUGUGGGACAGAAAGAUGUUAACAAUACUUGGAUAGCGGCUGCCACCUCUGAUCUUUCCAUAAUAUUUAUGACCUUGAAAUUGCCACGAUCACUGUCUUGAGAAAUAGUAACAGUUGAUAGGUUUUAGAGCCGUAGAGUAACUUGGAAGUAAAAAUAUAACCAUUCUUCCUGGGCAUUUCAAAAUUCCGAAUGACAUACUUUUAAUUCCAAUUUUCAAAAGAAAACGUUGAACAUGAUUUAGGAUGUUACAAACUGCUUCUAAUACUGCCGUUUGUUCUCUGCUCAGGCACUGGGGAGGGAGGUUUAUGUCUGGGGUUAGCAUAUGCUAAGUACAUGCCAAGAAUGUUGCUUGUGACUUGGAACCUGAACAUUAAAGGAAUAUGUUGUAGUCAGAAGGUGUGUGGGUGGCACCUUGCUUCCCAAAGCAGACUUGAACUCCAUGACCUAAUGAAGAAUAAAAAGAUAAUUUUUUUAAAUUGGAGGUAUUUAAGUCCAGUACUGCUCCCCCCACCUUUGGAGGUGGGGUUCCAGAAAGGAUACCCUAGCUGUCCUAGAACUCACUCUGUAGACCAGGCUGGCCCCAAACUCAAAGAUCUGCCUGUCUCUGCCUCCCGAGUGCUGGGAUUAAAGGCAUGUGCCUCCACCACCCAACUACUUUUUUCCCUUUUAAUUAGAACUUGAAACCUACUUGUAGCCACCACACAGGACAGAAACAGCUCAUUGAGGGCAGGCUUGGUUGCCUCCAGACCUUGCCACAUUCAGAUGGCGAAUGCAUUUUAUCUCUUGGCUGGUGAAGGACCGGGAACUCCCCCAGAGAAGGAAGUAAAACCUGUGGGUUGCAGCUUUGAGUUUUGAGUUUCCCAAAGCCAGAAGCAGAGAAGUACUCUUUGUGGUGAUGUCUAUGUUCAGAGCCUUAUCUUGACUCACUUCUGGUCAAGCCCUUUGUCUAUUAGAAAUCUGUGACGUCAGACCAGAAUUUUUUUUUUGUCCCGUGAAAUGUCAUUUGAAGGCAGCAUGCCCUGUCUUGAGCAUCCCGUGGGUGAGUAAUCUUAGUAUAGUUAGCUGCCCCUGCUCCAGCCUUUCAGAAAGAACGGGAACUAGUGUGCCGCAUUGAAAGGGACAUUCCUAACAGGAAAAUGGUGUUGAAGUAAUCACUGUGAAACUUGAAUGUGUGAGGCUCUAGGAAUUUUUAAAAGCUAGCAUAAAUUUCUGCUUUUCUUGUAUCAGUUAUGUAAUCCAUGUGAUUUGUAUAUUUUGGGUUUUUUGUUUUAUAAUCCUCUUCAACAGUGGUACAAGUGACUGACAUCAGAACAGACCAGUGGCUUCAGGGUACGUGGUAAAUCAUGGUGAUCUAACUUUCCCAGAGAAAGUGGUGAUGUGUGUGUGUGUGUUUUUUUUUCCUUGCAUGGACCCUCGGGAAUUGGCUUUGCUGGCUGAUUCAUUUCCAGGGUUUUUACAGUACAAACUAAAUGUAACUUACUCUCCAGCCUGCAUGUUAGUGGUGUACUUUGCUCUUUAAUAAACAGACACUCAAGAGAUAGUACAGCAGCUGGCUAUUGUCUCUGUCUUUUAAGCAGGGAUCUGUUCUUUUUAUAGACAUUGAACAAGCUCACAUCUAGGGUAGCAGGAGGAGUUUGCCAUUUGGAGAUCUCCCACAGGCAGCCUGAACAAGGUUUUGUUCAUUUAGUGAGGAAGGCUGGGUUCCCAGGAUUGGGAAGUACCACACGGACUGAUUUUAGAGUAUUUGACAAGGGCUGUCUCUCUAGGAAAAUACCUUUGGGCAGAACAAGAAAGGCUGUUCUGGGCUGUUCGGCUGUUCCUCUUGUCUCCCUUUCAGAGAAUCAUUCUUAGAAAGCUGGACUUAGUCUGGCUAUGUUUAUGGCAGUUGGAUCAUGGCCAUUGAAAGUCUAAAAUAGAAAGAGAGGCCAGUGCCCACUUCAGCUCUAAAACGGAAAUCAAAGCUCGCAUUGACUAUCCAGGGAGGGACUAAAACUGUGGGUGUUCUCUAUCACAGUGGCUACAACAGCUUAGAAGCAGUUUCUUUGGUUAACAAUCAGAAUAAGCGUGGAUUUGGAUUUUUCAUAAACAAAACUAAUUAUUGAUGCAGUCUUGAUUGUGGUAUUCCUGCUAAGCACUUUUUUAAUAUCUAGAGAGAAAAACUCAUGACCUGGAACUUGUUUAUUUUGUACUUGAGGUAACUAAGCAGGUUCUGGAAGUGGCCUGUUUUAACUUGGCUGCAUCACUGAUCUAUUGCCAAUUACUGUUAUUAAUCAACAGACUAAUGAUUAGCUCAUUUCAAAAUGUCCCAAGAAAGCAGAAGUCAGUAUUGAACUCCGAAUUCUAGUUUAAAAAAAAAAAAAAAAAACGUUGUUUGCCCCCUUUGGGGGCAGAGUGGAAGACCACAAUGACCAGUGUGUAAAGGAGGCCACCUGCUCUUCCCUUUCCCACCAGGCAGGGGGUUAAAUGAUGGCCGGUAAAAAAAAGAACGGCUGCUGUUUUGAGUAAGGUUUCAUGUCCUGUGCUGAGAAUGUGCGGGAGGGAUUGUGGCCGGGAGUUUAGUUUGGUGCCAUUACCAGUGGAUUUUCUGUAGUCUUCUGAAGCAAGAGGACAAUUCCAUCCCUUCCCCUCCGCCCCAAUAAACCACCACGGGAGCACGCAGGACGUGUUCGCUGCAAAGAAUGAAAAUUCUAUCAGAGAUAAAGAUCAAAAGGACAUCAUAGCUUCCCACUUUCAAGUACUUUUCAUUGUAGCUGGCCUGUAUAGGACUUGCUGUGCUAAUGGUAAACAUAUAGCAUUUCUUUAGUCUGCUUCCAUGUGCUCUGUAUACACACGUUUACUAUGUACACCUGUCCUCUGUCUGUACAUAUGAUAUGGUAUCAACAUGGUGUUUACUCUUGAUUAUCGGCCAGGUGGUAAGCUCACUAGACUGUUGCUGUGUGUGGACUUGGUGUGCCCAUUGGUCCACAUGGAAAGCCUCUUACCUACCCGGAGCCAUCUCAGGCCUUGAGAAAGCCCUCUAGGUGUAUCACUUUCCACUUCCCUUUCAUCGGGGAACUGGUGAACCAGAAAGACUGGUCUGGAGAGUGCUGGCCGCUGUGUUGAGUGAGGGUGAAGGUUUCUGGGUCUUCUGGGCCCCUUUUUGAGCAGGCGGCAGCUUUGGGAGCAGUGUGCCUGUGAACUCCUUCAGGGAAAUCCUUGCCCUUGCCAAAGCAGAGCUCUGCAGCUUGCUUAACAUGACUGGAAUGUUCCAAGUCUUGUGAUGUGAUGUAUAGUAGACUACCCCGAAUGUGUCUGAAUGUGAUGUUUGCAUUAUCUGUGUUACUGUUCCCUGCUGCUAGUCCAGAUAAUCAAGACCUGUUUCUUGUCACCUGAUUCUAGAAGCCUUGACCUCUCAACUGGAUUUAUGUUCAUGUCUGCUGCUGUGAACUCCAAAAGUAAAGCAGUAGGUUUUAGUUUUAAACUGUUUAAUUCUUUUAUUGAUAAAUAUUUAUUGUAAUAAAAAUAAUUUUUAAAUCCUUUUAA